AUGUCUGAAAAGGCAGAUUCUUCCGAGCUUGUCCAUAAACAUGCUGGAACAUCAUCCGAUACGAGUGAGCAGGAGAUAGAGAUUCCCUUGACUCAACAAGAGCACACCGAGCCUUUUGUUCUCAGCGAUAUCCAAGCAGAUGAUAGUAUUGAUAACGAUACCACUCUUACAGUCGGUUGGCCUUCAUCUCCAACUAUGGAGAACCAAGCAGAUGCGGUAGCCGCAGAUUGGUCUGACAGGAACGAUGAUCCCCAAGAUGAUAUGGAACCAACGGCGGUUGGCUCAACAGAUACAGAAGCCGAAGACUGGGAUAAUGUACCAACCACGGAUGAUGGAUCCUGGGAGUAUAUGCCACCUAGAGAAGCUACCUUCACAGAAUUUGACUCUGUCCGCCAAAACCAAGCCGGAGAGUUGAGAAUCAAUGACCCAACUAUGUGGCGCGGAUACAGUGGAACAUGGAGCUCAAAGAAGAAAGAAGUGAAAGAUUACCUUGACUGGAAUGGCUUUGACGCGUUAGAGAUAAGACCAGUCAACUCAAUCGUGAUUCUGGGUUGUCGCAUUGAUACAGAGAUUCUGCCAGAAUUGUUUGAUCAUCUACUGCAACGUCUUCGGGAGACCACUAAUGAAAUGAAGAUGGGAUCUCCAGAGCUGUUUCUUAAUAUUGUUCGAGAGGAAUUUGGAUCAGAGCUCAUGCGGUAUGGUCAAGAGAGAGCUCCAAUGUUACGUCUCUGGUAUCUGUCGAGAGAUCAGGAAUCAUCCUAG
Molecule: messenger RNA, 762 nt
Organism: Botrytis sinoallii
Lineage: Eukaryota; Fungi; Ascomycota; Leotiomycetes; Helotiales; Sclerotiniaceae
Exons: 3
Coding region: 1-762 (253 amino acids)
Source: RefSeq, a predicted model, not a curated record